Messenger RNA from Toxorhynchites rutilus septentrionalis, 2066 nucleotides. Its product is annotated as putative fatty acyl-CoA reductase CG5065. Gene Ontology annotation, molecular function: alcohol-forming very long-chain fatty acyl-CoA reductase (NADP+) activity. The record is from RefSeq and is a predicted model, not a curated record. Gene Ontology annotation, cellular component: peroxisome. Bases 406 to 2025 code for a protein of 539 amino acids. NCBI's taxonomy places the organism in Eukaryota, Metazoa, Arthropoda, Insecta, Diptera, Culicidae. Gene Ontology annotation, biological process: long-chain fatty-acyl-CoA metabolic process. The transcript is spliced from 6 exons.
CUUUUACCCAAUUCGGAAUAUUAAAUAAUAACUUAGAAAACGCGCGAAGAGUGCCCUAACGUGUUGGGUUAGAAAAUAUACAACUACUUCCUCUGGUUCUUCAACGAAAUCCGUUGCACUUGGUAUAAUACAUUCUUACCGAUUGUACCUCCUAUACCCCAUCGAAUACGAACGCACUCAAUGUGAUUCCCUAUUCGUUACUCACCGACCAAAUGGAAUCUAUUAUCAAUGAUCUUCACCUGUGAGGAUUGAUUGUGUUAAAUCGGUUCCCCAGCACGAUACACGCUAACAGUAGAGCGCGCGUGCUCAUCGUGAUAGGACGGAUUCUUGCGGUGUAUUAGAUCACAAACAAGUGCAGCCAAAAAAGUUCGUUUAUCAGUUUGAAUUCUACGAGUUAGAUCGCGAAUGCAUACCUUCUCCAACCACCCUAUUGGGCUGCUCCCGACGGAGGAAAACUAUGACCCGAACAAGCCAACGAUCGCCGAGUUCUACUCCGGAAGAGAUAUCUUCGUAACGGGCGGAACUGGUUUCAUGGGAAAAGUGCUGAUCGAGAAACUGCUGCGAUCGUGCGGAAGCGUGAAUCGCAUUUUUAUUUUAAUGCGGGAGAAAAAACAAAAGACCAUUCAAGAACGCAUCAAAGAUAUGCAACAGCAGCCGCUAUUUGAUCUACUCCGUGAGCGACACAAAGAUGCGUUGGAUAAAAUGAUUCCGGUUGGGGGUGAUGUAUCACUGCUCGGGCUAGGUCUAUCGAGUGAGGAUAUUCAAAUGAUGCGAGAUGUCUCGAUCAUUUUUCAUGUGGCGGCUAGCGUUCGGUUCGAUGACCCCCUGAAGGAUGCUAUUUUGAUGAACACUCGUGGCACGAGGGAGGUCAUGCGUCUCGGACAAUCACUGAAGAAUCUGUGCGUCCUUAUGCACGUUUCCACGACCUAUUCUAAUCCCGAUCGUUACGUUAUCGAAGAAAAGAUUUUUCCUGCGUAUGCAGAUUGGCGUGAUACGAUCAAGCUGGCCGAACAAAUGGACGAAGAAACGCUGGACACAUUCGCACCCAAGUAUAUGAGUUUCCUGCCAAACACUUACGUUUUCACAAAGUCACUAGCGGAACAGAUCGUGGACGAAUACAGAGAGGAAUUGCCGCUGAUUCUGUUCCGCCCAUCCAUUGUCAUCUCAUCGAUGAAGGAUCCCAUUCCUGGGUGGAUGGACAAUUUCAACGGACCUGUGGGCCUGCUGGUUGGCUGUGGGAUAGGAAUUUGCCGAACGAUGUACUGCGAUCCGAACAAUGUGGCUGAUUUCACUCCGGUCGAUGUGUGUAUUAAGGCUAUGAUCGUUGCAGCGUGGAAGAAGGGAACAGCCGUAAUUCAAAGCACACCCAUCUCGCCGGAAUCCCCCCAGCUACCCGUGUACAACUGUUGUAUCUCCAACCUGCGUAACUGCACAAUGGGCCAGAUCGUAGAUAUGGGGAAAACGCUAUCAGAUGAGAUGCCACUGGACAAAUGCUUGUGGGCCCCGGGAGGAGGUAUCACCCAGAUUCGCAUCCGAAAUUUCAUCCGUGUCAUGCUAUAUCAUAUUUUACCGGCAAUCCUAAUCGACAACAUGCUAAAACUAACCGGCCAGCGACCAUUUUUGGCCAAACUUCAACGGAAAAUAUACAAUGCAAAUGUUGCCCUGGAAUACUUCAUCCUACACAAUUGGGACUUUAAGAAUAGCAAUUUCAUCCGGCUAGCGUCAGAGAUUAAGCCAGAAGACAACAAGGACUUUUACUACCGGGAUUUCAUCGAGUUCGAUAUCACGCUAUACUUCCGAAACUGCAUUCUAGGGGCACGGCGCUAUUUGCUAAACGAGAAGGACGAAAAUAUCCCCAAAGCUUUGACCAAUUUACGGCGAUUAAAAAUUGUGGACAAGGUGUGCAAAUUUCUGAUCGCCUGCUGCUUCCUGUAUUUAAUCUUCAUCAAGCUGGACCUGCUCGGAUUGGUUCUGUAUCUCACAUCAUAUCGAACGAAGUACAAUUUAGAGUUAGAAGCAAUGUAAUACAAAAUUUUCGGAAUAAAAUUCUUGGAAUUGAUAAAUUC